AUGGCUGAGAUAGAAUUGAAGGAAGAAGAUAUUGAGUUAACAGGAAAGACCCUUUACAUGGUUGAGGGGCAAGUUGAAAUUGAACUCGGAAGAUUCAAAAAAAAUCCAGAAAAGCUUUUUGUUGUGAAAAAAAUUUAUCCAAUUGAUGAAGACUACGAUAAAAUGAAGCGAGAAGUUGUCUCGCUGUAUAAAUUAAAUCACCCUGCAAUUCCUAAAUUUUAUGGCUACUAUUGAUCUAGACGGAAUAAUUUAUAUUUGCUUUGUGUUUUAAUAGAAUACUUUCAUAAUGGUGAUCUAGCCAGAGAAAUCUUGAGAAGAAAGAACAAUACUUGAUCGGAAGAAGAAUUAUUACAUCAUUUUGGAUGUCUCUUAGAUGCAUUUGCAUAUAUGGAAUGCGCAGGUUUUGCACAUCGAGAUAUUAAGCCCCAAAAUAUUUUUAUUGGAAAUGAAGGCAGCUUCAAGGUCGGGGAUUUUGGGUGCUCUAUUCAAAGUUUAGAGCACCAACUUAGAGAACUUGCAACUAUUUCUGGGUCUCCUAUAUAUUUAAGUCCUCUUGUGCGAGAAGCAUGAAUUUCUUAUCAGGAAGGCAGUAACUGAGCAGGAAAGACUAAUCACAAUGUUUACAAAUCAGAUGUUUAUUCGCUUGGGCUAACUUUCCUUUAUAUGGCUACCUUAAAAGAGCCAAUAGAAUUAGUGAGUCUUAAAAAUCUUAAAGAAAAAAUUAAGGGAAAGCUAUAUCAGAUAAGAUAUAAUCGAAUCAUCCCUUUACUUGAGCUAAUGCUAAAAGUCAAUGAAGAUGAAAGACCUAAUUUCAUCCAGCUAAAGCAUUUUUAUAAUGAAAAUUUUAGAUUUCUGGACGUCAAUGUAUUCGCACAAGCGCGAUUUUUGGCAGAAAUGGUCAAUGAAAGAGUAUUUUCUCCUACAAAUUUCAAUCUUUUAUAUUUAAAAGGCACCAAAAUAACAUUUAAAAUCAAGACAAAGAACAUAAAAUUAUUAGCGAAUUUAUAUUCAAAAUGCAGCAACGAGAGACUGACCACAGUUGAAAAAGAAAUCCUCUUAGAUUUGAUAAAAAAUGAUGAGAUAUCAGAUAAUUUAUGCAAGAUAUGCAAUAAUAGAAUUUUUAUUGAUGACCACCCUUUAGUAAAAAGUAAAUGCCCUUGCAGAUAUUGAAUGCAUAAAGCUUGCUAUUAUGAAAGUUUGAAUACAAAUAAGGCAUUAACAUGCAAUAUUUGCAAUAACUCUUUAGUGCCAUUUAUAAAUCAAAUAUUCUGCCCGAACCAUGACUGUCCUGGAACCAUUCCAUUAAAAGCGAAAACAUUUAAAUGUAAUAUAUGCUUUGCAGAGUUUUGCAAGAUAUGCAAAAUAAACUUAAUUAAUCAUCAAAAUUCCUGCAUUAGUUCAUCCCUUAGCAGAAGGAGUUUAAGAUGUGGGAAAUGUGGCCAAGCUGUAAUAAGAGAAAGAGGGAGUUUUUACUACAAAUGCCAGAAUUGCGGAUAUUUGUGUAUAGUUUGCUUUAAAGGGAUAUAUGCAAGUCACAAGGAAUGCUGCAGCUAUUUUAUAUCUUUAAAUCAAUUUUAG
Molecule: messenger RNA, 1578 nt
Organism: Blepharisma stoltei
Lineage: Eukaryota; Ciliophora; Heterotrichea; Heterotrichida; Blepharismidae
Source: the annotation of a GenBank genome assembly